GGGAGAGGGAGUAUCUGCGGGAGCCGGGCCGGAGCGGAGCAGCGCAGAGCGGGAAGAUCCUUGGGAGCUUGUGGAGUUGAGCCUCCGCGCUUCUAACCUAAGAUUUCGAAAUGCAUCGCGAUUCCUGUCCAUUGGACUGUAAGGUGUAUGUAGGUAAUCUUGGAAACAAUGGCAACAAGACCGAAUUGGAACGGGCCUUUGGCUAUUAUGGACCACUCCGAAGUGUGUGGGUUGCAAGAAACCCUCCUGGCUUCGCUUUUGUUGAGUUUGAAGACCCCCGGGAUGCUGCUGAUGCCGUCCGAGAGCUAGAUGGAAGAACGCUGUGUGGCUGCCGUGUAAGAGUGGAACUGUCGAAUGGUGAAAAGAGAAGUCGAAAUCGUGGCCCACCUCCCUCUUGGGGUCGUCGCCCUCGAGAUGAUUAUCGUAGGAGGAGUCCUCCACCUCGCCGCAGAUCUCCAAGAAGGAGAAGCUUCUCUCGCAGCCGUAGCAGGUCCCUUUCUAGAGAUAGGAGAAGAGAAAGAUCACUGUCUCGGGAGAGAAAUCACAAGCCGUCCCGAUCCUUCUCUAGGUCUCGUAGCCGAUCUAGGUCAAAUGAAAGAAAAUAGAAGAUCCGUUUGCAAGAGAAGUGGUGUACAGGAAAUAACUUCAUUUGACAGGAGUUUGUACAGAAAAUUCAAGUUUUGUUUGAGACUUCAUAAGCUUGGUGCAUUUUUAAGAUGUUUUAGCUGUUCAAAUUUGUCUCUUGGAACAGUGACACACAAAAAGCUGUCAUUCUCUAUGGUUUGAAAUGGAUCAUAUGAGGCAUGUGAUACCAAGAAUUGUUACUUUACAAUGUUCCCUUAAGCAAGAUUGAAUUUACUUUUGAGCUUUAGUCUUGCAAAGACUGAUGACCUCUAAAUCCUGCCCAGCUAAACAAAGUGUGAUGUUUUAAUAUUGUAGAAACAGCACUGUCAAAAACUGAACUAAAAUGUCCUUUUUCCCUCGGCUGGUAUAUAGUACGAAGCUGUAGGUGAGCAAGCAGUCUUUAGGAGCUGCUGUGACGCAAGCCAGCAGGUAAAAAUAAAAGCUGCACCGUUAAAAUAGAUUAGAGGUUUUUGGAAAAACCCAGCUAGUCUUAACUCUGGGCAGAGGUUGUCUAGUUGGUCUAGAAUCUAGUAAGUUUCGAGGAAGUUUACCUUUGCCUAGGUGAUAAGUUCCUUAUGUAAUUGCAAUAUAGAAUACAUAGCUGUUUAUAUAACAGUCUUUAUUGGGAAAUUUGAGAUUUCAGAAAAUACCAAUGUCCUGCCAGUUUAAGGGUACAUUGUAGAGCUGAACUUUGAGUUACUGUGCAAGAUUAUUUUUUUCAUGCUGUCAUUUGUAAUAUGUUUUUGUGAGAAUCCUUGGGAUUAAAGUUUUGGUUAA
Lepus europaeus (European hare) is the source of this 1401-nucleotide messenger RNA. RefSeq names its product serine/arginine-rich splicing factor 3. Gene Ontology annotation, cellular component: nuclear speck. Gene Ontology annotation, molecular function: RNA binding. The transcript has a single exon. Gene Ontology annotation, biological process: mRNA splicing, via spliceosome. Lineage: Eukaryota; Metazoa; Chordata; Mammalia; Lagomorpha; Leporidae. The coding region runs from base 111 to 605 and encodes 164 amino acids. The record is from RefSeq and is a predicted model, not a curated record.